Messenger RNA from Pseudogymnoascus destructans, 1875 nucleotides. RefSeq lists its product as uncharacterized. The record is from RefSeq and is a predicted model, not a curated record. Lineage: Eukaryota; Fungi; Ascomycota; Leotiomycetes; Thelebolales; Thelebolaceae. The coding region runs from base 1 to 1875 and encodes 624 amino acids. The transcript is spliced from 2 exons.
AUGGGACUCAUACCUUUGAAAUUGGUUGCGGCCCUCAAGCCAGCUGACCUACAUCAAUCGAUGCCCAAAACAACGCCCGUACCGUUAAGAGCUCCAGCCAAACCCGUCCUGCAAGGUCACAGUUCAACGCCGGCCACGUAUUUUAGGUCACCAAGAAAGAUAUUACAAGUCAAGGCAACUAAGUCAAGUUUCCUCCCAUAUGGGAAUGACGAAUGGCGAAGCCUUCUAGACGAUGUAAAAGAACUUUUCCGGAACGGCCGAUAUAAAGAGUGUUCAGACCGCUGUGCUGCAUCUCUCGAGCAAGUGAGAGGACCUGUACACCCAGCACAUCUCACAUACAUCUCAUUUUACGCCGCGCUAUGUAUCGCCAUCCAAGCACAGUACCUAGAAUUACGAAAUCCUCGGAAGCUAGUACUGUUGAAGAUUUCGCUGUCAUUCUAUGAAAGAUCUGAAGGAUUCUUGAUGCAGGCGAAUACAGAGCAGAACAUGUCCCACGAUGGCCCUCCGAAACGUGAAUAUAAGCGCUGGGAUUCCGAUUCGUCGACUCGGAGCCGGAACCUUUCAGUUGGCUUACCAACAUCAACAACGCAUACCACAAUCUCAGGCUUUCCUCUACCAGACAAUGGCUCAGAUGAUGGAUUUAAAUCCCCAUCUAUAACUGGUCGUGCCAGAACCUUGUCAAUGGACUCGACAACAUCCGACUGUCCUGCCAAAAAGGACUACAAGAAUCUGUUCAACAAUACCAUAAAGCACUACGCGGCAACGCCACCUACGCCGCCUCUCUCACCACUAGAGGAUUCACUUCCUGCUAAACGGGAAUUGAAACGAUCUGGGUCGUCAUCAUCAGCGCAUAGCAAAACCUCCUCAAUCGAUUCUAUACUCGACGAAUUUGAUUUCUCACUUUCGUGGGAUGCAAACUCGCGUCGCUCAUCUGCAUCAUCAUAUACGAGUAUAGCCAGCAAGACGACCACGGAAUAUAUAUCCCAGAAGCAAGCCCCCCAGGAUACUGCACCUGAACUAUAUCUAAAACCCCCGCCUCCGCAGUUUCUAAAACCUUCAGCACCGCCACGGCCACGGAAGAGGUCUGGGUUUGCGCCAUCGCUUCCCACCAUAAUAUCCGAUAGCUGCAUCGCUGAGGUAGCUAUGGACAGUUCUAGCAUUUCCAGCACUGCUUCUCCUGAACGCUAUUCUGCUCGGACUCACCCGUUACCUCCAUUACCACUCAUUACUGAGGACAUACCAACCUGUUCCGAGAUCCAGAUACUUAGCGAUAGGAAACCAAGAAGCACCUGGGGAAGCGAUACUCAAACACUGAGCAGUCCCAUCAUUCCACCUCCCAGCAAGGCCCGUAGCCCGGCGCCCACAGCCGUCCCAUUUCGCCGGCCUCUACCACCACUUUCACUAGCUGUUCAUCAGCCAGUUUCAGGCUGCAGGCUCAAUUUCUCCAAGCCUCGUCCAGUGGCUCCGCCUCAGCCUAGUCCAAGGACUUCACCAGAGACAGCUGUAGAAGCCAUCUCUCUAUUCCUUCUCUCCCAAUCCCGUGCUCGCUACAACGCGCACAUUCCAGAAUUCUAUUCGCGGAUAAAGUACCACAUGAUGGAAGUGCGGAAGAUGAUCGCGGAUGUGCAGUUUAAAAAGGCGGCGCUUGAGGCCGAGGGGCGUCCGGUAAAGACGCUUAGUAUCAAGGAGCUGAAAGAGGGAACGGGGUGUGCGAAAGGGGUGCAGUGGAAAGUUGAUAAAGAGGAAGUUGUGAAGAGAGUUAGGCGGGCGAGAGUCGAGGCUUUGAAGAGGAGGGGAGAGGAGCGGAAGCCUUGGGAUGGAGGUAGGUAUCAGGAGUUGUGUAAGCUGGCGUUGGAAGAGUUAAAAGAGAGAUGA